This is a messenger RNA of Eucalyptus grandis, 1487 nucleotides long. Its product is annotated as LOB domain-containing protein 27. The transcript is spliced from 2 exons. Bases 472 to 1308 code for a protein of 278 amino acids. The record is from RefSeq and is a predicted model, not a curated record. Lineage: Eukaryota; Viridiplantae; Streptophyta; Magnoliopsida; Myrtales; Myrtaceae.
AGGUCGGAUUAGGCGAUGACUUUUCUCCAUGUAACGAGUUAAUCUUAGCUGUCGACUCCGAUCGACAAUGUGAAGCACGUGUUCUUCUCCAGUACCAUGUUAACCUCGAUUCAAACAUCUGUUUUGAAUCGAUCCUAGGGCAAGACAUUCUCAACCACAAACAACGCCGUGCGUUUUUGUGAACUUGGGCUGACAUGUGUAAUCUCCCAAGAGAAUAGGACUCUGCUGAUUCUCUCCAACAAGAAAACCAACUCCUCCACGCUCGCACACCUAAGAACACCUCAGGGAAACACGUCCAUCGAAAUCGGCCCUCGUCUUUUACUCAGUCUCUCUUCAGACUCAUUCACACCAUGCCUCUUAGCUAAUAUCAGUUUCCACUCCCCUCCCACACCUUCCCUUCUCCUCUCCGAGUCCUGCCGAUAAUCCUAGCGCUCCCAUCAAUCCCUGCUUCGCUUCUCAGAACGAAAGGAAAUGACCCUGAAGGGUGGCGCCAGCCAGGCAUGUGCGGCGUGCAAGUACCAGAGGAGGAAGUGCAAACCAGACUGCCCUCUAGCUCCUUUCUUCCCGGCCGACCAGCCGGAGAUCUUCCGGAAUGUGCACAAGUUGUUUGGCGUGAGCAACAUCCUAAAGAUAUUGAAAGGCCUGCAUCCUAACCAGAAGCCCAUCGCCAUGAGAUCCAUCAUCGACCAAGCGAACAUGCGCGAUUGGUACCCGGUGCACGGUUGCUACGGCCUCAUCCAGAACCUGCAGUACCAAAUACAGCAGGCCAAGGAAGAGCUCCAUGCCAUUUACGCGCAGCUAGAGAUGUACAGGCAACAGAACCAGGUCUCUCCGGUCCCUGAAGACGUGCCUUCUCAGCUGGAAUUGGGCAUGGCCCCACCAAACGGCGCGCUUCCCCUGUUCCACCAAACGCAGCAGCAGUGCAGCGCUGCGGCCGCCUUGCCCGUUCCGCAAGAUCACUGCGGUAACAACGGAGGCGUAGCUGGUUACGACAGCUCCAGUGACGUGGUGCCCAAGGAUAAUGUCGAGAAUGCCUUGUGGAUGCAAAAUCAAUACGCUAAUUACAGCAACAGCAAUGCAAUUCAGAUGGCUGCAUCGCAGCCGAUGGACGUGCAGCAAGAAAUAGUCCAAGACUACGAUGAACUCCAACCUUUCUUCGACACCAUGGACGAUACACAGUCUUAUAAAGAGGCAUGCGACUCGAGCUCGGAAUCAUCAUUGAAGGAUACAAGGCAAUCCAUCAAGCAUGCUGGCAACAACGAUUUGAAGAGCGCUGCCGCAUGCUUCAGCCUCACCAGUGUCAACUGAUCAGACAACAACUCGAAGGGUCUACCCUUUUUUCUGAUCAUUAGUUUUGUUACUGCAGUUUCCGACUUUUCUGAGUUCUCCUUUUUCCUAUUAAGAAAUGCCGAACAUCAAAUAGAGCGUAGGGUACGGCAUGACAUACUUUGCUGCUUGAUGCCUAAAUUAUCGUACUGUGGUCAAUU